CGUGCCUUUGUGAUCAGUGGCAUCUCAGCAGCGACUCUCUGCACAUUCUUGUGCAUCGUCUAUCUUCGAAGCAUUUACCCCAUCUUACUGUGAUUUAAUGGUGCAUUUAUUCAGCACGUUGAGGAUCAACGGAGACUGCAGGAGCCUGGACGGGACAGGCUUUAAGAUUGAAGCGAUCAACAACUUCGCUUUGCUGUCCAGCGUAUUCUUCAAUCUGUGUAAAGCCUGUCAAGUAAAGGCCAUGGCGUCCAUCCCGCCGUCCGCGUUCUCGGCUGGACGCAUCCGGGAGACCCAGCGCGACAUGAAGCUGUCCAACGUCAAGUCUGCCAAGGAUCCCAAUGCCAAGAUAUUCAACACUAACUUCAUGGAGCUAUCGCCACUGAAGUACAACAGCAAGCUGAUGAUGAGCAUCUGGGGCUUUUACAACCGGUAUUCGCCUCACAACGUGAAGAACGUCAACGAUGGCAGUGUCUUCAAGGAGGAGUUGCAGCAAUCUGCUGCAAACUCCUCUAACAAGACCGAGCCUAUCAUCACGAUGCCGUCUGCCAAACUGGACAACGUGUGGGCCGCCAUCAACGUCUCUCAAUCUCACUAGGCGUAAUAAUGUGUAAUGUGUAUAGGUAAUAGACAGUAAUACAUACCUAACAUAAUGUGUAUCCAUUAUACAAAUGAGAUAAAUGCACAGAUGCUAAUAAACUAUUUACACACGCAUUAAGGACAGACAACGCAUAAGCUGCAGUGACGCACCCAAAAAGAAAUAACGCACACCUCGCUACGUUUGGUGCGUAAGCGCUGAUGCAGCGUGCAAAAUCAAGCGGCAAAAUCUUUAAAUCAAUGACGAAGGAAACAAGUCGGUAAAAUUGACACAUAAAAAUUACAUGGUAAGAACUAAAGUGCAAAAUCUUUAAAAAUUAUUUACAACCUGUGCUGGAUACAUAUUUGAAUAUACUCAUUAAAAUAAGAUUAUUCAUUUCAUUGUAUGCCCUGUACACGAAUACACUACAUAUCAAUUCAGUGGGUUUCAAUAAUA
Cydia fagiglandana is the source of this 1030-nucleotide messenger RNA. RefSeq lists its product as uncharacterized. NCBI's taxonomy places the organism in Eukaryota, Metazoa, Arthropoda, Insecta, Lepidoptera, Tortricidae. The record is from RefSeq and is a predicted model, not a curated record. The transcript is spliced from 4 exons. Bases 98 to 595 code for a protein of 165 amino acids.